This is a messenger RNA of Ostrinia furnacalis (Asian corn borer), 709 nucleotides long. It is a transcript of the gene CPR81, whose product is annotated as cuticular protein RR-2 motif 81. Bases 25 to 612 code for a protein of 195 amino acids. The transcript has 4 exons. Gene Ontology annotation, cellular component: extracellular matrix. The record is from RefSeq and is a predicted model, not a curated record. NCBI's taxonomy places the organism in Eukaryota, Metazoa, Arthropoda, Insecta, Lepidoptera, Crambidae.
AUAGAAUCUGUACAAGUAAACAAGAUGUUUUUGAAGGCUGCAACCCUGUUGAGUCUGGCGCUGUGCGUCCUAGGCGACGGCCACGCGAUCUCUGAGCAGAAGAUAGUGAAGCACUAUGGCGAGAUCUCCCACAUCGGUUCGAAGGAGCCAGAGCAUCAUGAAGAAUACGCUUGGUCGUAUCCAUCAUACGAAUUCUCGUACAAGGUGGAUGAUCCGCACACGCACGACAAGAAAGGUCAGUCGGAGACCAGACACGGGGACGAGGUGAAGGGCGAGUACUGGCUGUACGAGCCUGAUGGCCGCAAGCGCACCGUCAAGUACCACGCUGACAAGAAGUCCGGAUUCAAAGCCAUAGUCGAAUAUUCAGCGCCGCACCAUCAUGUUUACUACAAGACCAAAGACCACGAAGAGGUGAAAGAGCACAAAGACCACAAGCCCGUGGUCGAGCACGUAGAAGAAGAAGUGCACAUCCAAGAAGAGCACAAGGAAGACAAGCACGCCCAGCACAACAUCCCGAUGCUGUCCAUCCACGCCCCCAGGGUCUACAAGUUCCAGGAAGACGGCUACUACCACCCAAGGAACCUCAAGUACAACCGAGGCUAUAAUCAUUAAGAAACACCUAACAGACCUCUUCCCUAGACUGAUUGAUAAGACUGGCGACCGUGGACAUCGUGAACUUGUGAUCUCCAAAGAUAUUAUUUAUGCAAAU